AUGACUGGAUCUAGGGAGGAAGAAGUCACCAAUGGGAAAGAUCAACCCGAAGUAUCAGAAGGUCAGUCCGAUCCCACGAAGGAAAGUUCUCAAUCUGGAAUCCCGUUUGAAGGAAUAGCCCAUGUGUGGGGAUACUCUGUCCUCCACUUUGAUUUCCGUUCAUGGAUAGGCUCCUCAUGGUUCAGCACACCAACAGCACCUGGAACCCUGAGCUCCUCAGGAGGGUGGGGAUUGUACUUCUUGGAUCAGCUGGGGGUGUGGACAUGCGGAGAUUUUUGGCCAUGGGUUGCCAGAUGUUUGUUUAGUGCCAUCGUGGUUUUGGGAGCAAUUUUGAUUCUCUACUUGCUAUUGGUUAUCUGCCGGCCCUGUCAAGCUUUCUGCAAAUGUUGCUGCAGACAGACCAGAGCAGUAGCCAAAGAGGUGGGGGAGCUCCUCCCCGAACUUAGACCUGGGGGCACAUACGAAAAGCUGGAUAUCCGUGGACCCGCCUCUAGCGGGGGCGUCGAUUCCGAAUUCUACCAACGAGGCGUCAAGGGUCGAGGUUCAGAAAGAAAACCCAAUGACGUAGCUGUUGUGGUGAAUGACCAAAUAGCUCGCUUGAAGGUAGACGGGGAUCAUUGGGCACGUGUGGAUCGAUACGGGUUAUGGGUUCGUCUCCGUGGAGUGAAGGGUUCCACGUCGAAAGCGCUUCGCCAAACGUUGGAACAGGAGGGGAAAAUCCAUCUCUGUCGCGAGCAGCGGUGUCCGCUUGAAUUGCAACCAACACCCGGUCUACAUUGCAAAGCUUACGCUUCGGUGGAUGCCAAUGGGCUGGUGGAUUUGGGAGCUUAUGCAGGGUGGUCCACCCGCAGGGUGAUCGUCUUGAUGGGUCGAUGGCUACGUAGAAUGGUGCGGGGGCUUAGUCUCUGCGUGUACUAUCUGACGGGAUGGUUCAUUCUCAGACAACUCUGGGCAAAGCGGACACCACCCAGAACCAUAGUCGAAGGAGCCGUCGUCAGACCCUUGGAUGCGGAAUCUGAAUCUGAAGUAGAGGUACAAGAUGACCCUUGUGAGGCCGUAUUAGUCGGUUUGGAACAUGGAGGCAAACCGAGAGCAUUGGCCACAGACCCAUGUGCAGAUCGGGCUAUCGGAGAGCCGGUCCGGCUCCUGGAGAGGGACAGAGAACUCUCUGACGUCAAAAGGAGAUCCUCCGUCAGGCUUUGCGACCAUCAUCGGCAGCUCUACGUCGCGGCAUGUUCAAGCCGAAAAUGCAGCGUGUUGGCUUGCUACGAACAGGUUGAUGGUGCCAAACAGGGAGUUCCCCUCUGCAAGCACCACCUGAGGGACCUUGGUGGUUGUGCUCGCCCUACCCGCAGGGUUAGCUGGACACAUGAGAGAGAUAGCUCCAUUGCACGAUCCGAGGCAUCUAUGUCCGAAGGAGAAUGCCUCACCCCUGCACGAAGAAGCCGCCGGAUCACCUUUGACGGCGCUGAACGACUUGGGCCCAGGGCUGCUUCGGCCGAUCCUAGUGAAUCCCAGAAAAAGAUUGAAGGCAAGCUUGAGAAGGGCCCGUGCAUGGUGCUCCUCAGACCAAAGUCAUUACAAACCGCGGAGGCCCCACCCAGGUGGACUUCAUGGUUGGGGUGCAUCGAGGGGUUCGCCGAAGAAGGGCGCAGCCAGGAGCUGCUCGAAGUCCACAUCCCUUCCUUGAAGCAAACGUGUGUGAUCCACAGAAGGCUGUUGAAAGGGUCCCCUCGAGACAACGGGGCGGGUCGAAUUAGUAAGCAUUGGGUGCAGAAGUUCCUUCAGCAUACCCAUGACGAAGAAGUCGGCCAAGGGAUAUCGGUCUUGGUCGCGCGCCUGUCCGAAGACCAAGCAGCGGCCCUGAAUGCCUGGGACGGUGAGGUGACGGAUGAAGGAGCGAAGCCAAGUAAAGCCUGGCAGGGGAGACUCUACCGGGAGAUCCUCCCACAUGCUGAUGCAUAUUUGCGUGAAGAAGCUGAGAUGUCCGACGACUUUAUGACACCGCCAAAGCCGAAAGUCGAGCUGGAAGAGGGUGCGGGACCGGCGAUUCCACCCUUCCCAGACCUAGAUGAUUCAGAUCGCCAGGGAAGAAUGGAGGCGGCUCGAAGAGCUCUUGACCAGCACAUUGAGGGAGAGAUAGAUUCCGAAGUGUUGCAGACCGUGGCCACUGCCUUCGACCUAGAUCAUGAGCAACUCGCUCAGUCGAUGUAUGCGAGGAAUCACCGCCUUAGCUACUCGAAGCCAACGACACCACCAGGAUUGGGAGCCGACCAAAGCGAAAUGGAGUUUGCAAGAAGACCCGUGACGGCAACUAUGCCAGGAGGAGUGACCGUAAAGCCAGCAGAGCUCCUCCUCAAUCCCCCCAGUCUCGUGAAACCAGCAUCAGAGCAGAUGCCGGAUGGCAGAGCAGGAGCCACGUUCGGAGAAGCCCUCGGAGACAGCACACAAGUCCAGAGCGCGGACCGCAUCAUUCACGCCAUCGACGGUCUGAGAAGAGCACAGGAUGACGACAAAAACCUCACGAAAGGGACCUUGAGUUCUAUCAAAGAGGCGGAGAAGAUGGACGUCUUCCUGGCACGAGGCUGUGGCACCCUGACCGUUGAACUCGCACCGGGAGUGUACGGGAAGGAACUUUUCCACGCGGGGAAAAGGGUGGCAAAUCACGCUCGCCAUAUGCUGCACUUGAUCAAAUGGCCGGUGCUGAUGACCAACAGGGUCCUACUUGGCAUCGCUGGUCUGUGGUGGGGUGGCAAAGACACCUAUACCUUGCACGCAAGUGACUGCGUUACCGCUCGGUCCGAGCAGUUGGACAGUUGGAAUCCGUCCUCCGACAACAAGAUCGAAAAUCGCAUGAGACCACCAGGAGUCUUCAACACUUGGCUCAGAACUGCGAGAAAGCAGAAGGAACUCUGCUCUCUGCUGGGGACCGAAAAUCCACGGCUUGAAGACCUGAAGCUGCUAGCUUUGGCGCCGGGAGCGGAUGGGCAAGCAAACUUCCAGUUUCCAAGCAUAUGGGAUCUGGGCGACCCGAACGGAUAUUACCAGACAGUUAUGGUACCCAGGCAGCAAAGGCAAAUGUCGAGGCUGCUCCACAAGCAGCUGCACGACCACAACCUCAAGCAGAAGACAGGGAAAGCCCCAAAGCUUAACCUGAAAGACAAAGAGGCCGAUGGAUAUGCGGGCGGCAGCGUGAAAUCAGCCUACCCAGCUGGAAAACGGCUUACACAAGGAGAAGCUUCACGGUCCCGACCCUUCCGUCGGCCUCUUUGGGGUCGUUUGAGUCCUCCUCUUCGAAUGGCCUGCAUGGCAACUCGAAUACCCUCACAACCCACUGAGCAAGAAGCCGCUCCGGCUUGGGAUGACCAGAGCCAAGAGGAGCGGGAAAGGCUGAAACGAUGGAAGUCGCUGGAGGAGAAAGGGGUUCUGGCGGCCUUGGAUUCGCCCACGGAUUAUCUCAGGCCCCAUGUGAUUGCACGCAUGAUGGCAGCACAAGAUGAAGGAUAUGAACUGGAGCUGAACCGGUGUCUCGAAGAUGCGGCAGAACAUGGACAUCCCGCGCUCUCUAAGGAAGCCGGACGUCAACGUGAGCUCCUCAAGCACGAGCCGAAAGCGGGUCACCAAGCGGAUGUCGAAUUUACGCCCAUCACAUGGGACGAGGGUAUUGGUCAUGGCCUGUUGAACUUUCAAGGAAACUUGUCGCAUAUCGGCUCAGUCACGGUCCGUGACUACCAGGAUCGCUUGAACGCAAAAGACAGCGAGGUCCCACUGCAAGACGGGCAGUUGGAAGAAGAGCGCCAAUGCCUGCUUCUUCAUGUGGGUGUCGGGUUAGCGUUGGCCGAUGAUCCUGUAGAACUACGAGAGGCCGUAGCCAGAGCCAACCAGUUGAGAAAACAUCUCUGGGAUGAAGCAGUGGAGGCUCACGCACACCUUGGCGAUCCGCCAGCGUGGAUACCUGAGGGCGAGCACUUCUUGCGUCAAAACGUCCAUGAUUGCCUCUUUCCUCACCACGAGAAAGACUACCGCGCCUUGCAAACCCUCACAAUCCAUGCUGCAAGGAUACACGUCGACUUGCUCCAUGGAGAUGAUGCUGGCAAUGGGAAGCUAGUUUUCGUUACCAUCCACCGGGGGCAUAUGCGCCUGCUUCUUCCACAACAGCCCCAGCAGCUGUUGGAUCACCUGAGGACUGCAGACAAGGUCACCAGGGAACUUCAGGUUGAACAUUGGAGGGUGAUCUUGGACCAGAGCAAAGUGGAGGAUCAGAUGGUUCCAGCCAAGUCCCCCGCCUGCACAAGAUGCCAGCAACAGCAGCAAAGGCCUUAUCGUGUUGGUGAAGGAUUCCCGUUGCCACCGGCUUCAUUUGAGUCCUGCUUGCAGGAUGAUCCACAGGCUCUUCAAAACAGCGGUGUGCCUCUGCGAAAAAGGCUCGCCUUCGCCUAUGGGCCAAUUGGUCAAGAGGUGUACGCUGGAUGGGCAGGAUGGACCAAGGGGCUUCAGUACCAGGGGAUCCCGUGCGGAGAACCCAUUGAAUACUAUGAGGACCCGAUCGAGCAAAAGGGCUUUAAGCCGCAGCAUGAUACCCGUGACCCGAAGGUCCGAGAACGAUUGCUGGGAUUAGCUGGUGCUCCACCAGGGCCCGAUGUCCCCAACACUUGGCAGCUUGGAGUCGUUUGUACUUCCUUCUGCGACCACCAGCUGAAGAACGGUGGCAGCAGGACCUGGCAACGCCCACAAGGCGACGGCACUCGUCCCUCUGAAGUUCAAGGAAAUGAAGACGCAGAGUUCGCAGCCGAACUUUGUACGGUUCUGGCGGACAACGGAAGAGUCUUCGCAUUGGAGAGUAGCGCGCCGUCGGGCCGCUAUCCCAAGAUAUGGGACCUGCCUUGUAUGCAGAGGCUCCGCCGCCGCACCGGCGCAAAAAUUGUCUCUAUGGCCUAUGGCUAUGUGCGCUUGGGGAGUCGGCCCGACUCACCAGCACGCACCCUUGAAGGGACCCAGUCCAAUUCUCAAGUACCUCUCACUCGACUGGCACAGCAAUACGCACCAGCUUUGUGUGCAGCCUGGGGUCUGGUAGUCCGAGCAGCCUUUGAAGAAUGGAGCUGGACAACAUAUCUGCAAGAGCACAGCGUGCUCAAAGCCCUAGAGAAAUGUUGGACCGAACUGGACGCACCCCCUUGGCCGGCUGAUCCAGCCAAUACGUUGGAGCGAACCCUUGGCCAACAUUUGGCACCGGUGGUUGCUGGCCAAGCGGAUGGACCAGGCCUCCCACAUAGCUACACCUGUUCAGGAUGCGAACUCCAACAGAUGGUCUACCCUUGUACGUUUUGUGGGGGGGAGGGGUCUGUUUCCGAUCCCGAAAAGCAAGCUGAGGGGCAGGGCACAAGGGCAGGCAGCGUCGACGACGCCAAUGGCCAAAGCACUGCUGAGAAAUACUUGGAGGUAUGCCAGAGUGCUUACAGCAAGGAGGCAGUGAGAAAAGCCAGAGGCAGGCUGAGGAAGUAUGGGGAACACUUCCGGAAGGCAAAGGAAGGAGCAUUGAAAGGGCUCAGCCCCCUACACGAGCAAUACUUGAAAGACUGUGUGCUCAAGGGCGUGCCCAGCCGAGCUAAGAGUACCCCCAAGAGAGAGAAGGCCCGAAACCACGGCUCCAUCAGGGGGCACGAGGAAGAGAUGCUGCAGAAGGCAUGGAAAGACGCAUCUUACGGGGCAGUACUUCUGUGUUCCACAGAGACCGAGGACCAAGAAGAAAAUCGGCAAAUCGACCAGAUACUGACCGAGAGCAAGGUGGCCGAGAGCCCUCUCGGCCGAGUGCCCAAGCAAAACCCCGACAGAACCAUCUCAGCGGAAGGUCGUCCCAUCAACGAUAUGCGAGCCAGGAAUGCUUCGGGCUCCAAAUACGACCACCCCCCCGCCGCUCAGCCUAGGCACAGAGCAGUGGUCAGGCAAAGCCUUUGGUGGAGGGUGCGACACCCGAAGGUUCCACAGAGGUGUGCGAAACGCGAUGUGCCAAGGGCUUUCAAGUGGCACUUCCUCAAGCCGGGCGAUGUCCCUGAAUUCUGCACGAGGAUUCUAGGUGUGCUGAUCCUGAGUCUGGUGAUGGUGUUCGGUUGGGUAGGAGCGCCAGGGGAGUUCGUGAUAUGGGCCACCGCAGCCCAAAAGCACCACGGGUCGUUCCGACCAUGCCAUCCUCAAUUCAACGAUGUGGUGCCCUACACCAGCCGAUGGCUGAUGGAUGACGGCGUGGUGGUAGAGCCACUAGUGGGGAAUAGGAUCCAGAGAUCCCUGUCAGCAAUGGAUGCAGCUAUGGUAUCAGUCUGGGGCCCUGGAGCCAUCAAUCUCGACAAGCUCGCCGAAGAAGGCACCCCGGCAAAAUCCCAGCUCCUGUGGGGCCUCCACCUAGACUUUGAAGAACAGGUUGUGGUCCUCCCGGAACCGAAGCGAAUAAAGGCGAAGUAUCUCCUAAGAGAGCCUCAGCUUCAAAGGGGGUGCCAACGAGUUCGUACCAAGCUGCUCCGAGAACUGGCAGGGACAGCGCAGUAUUGGGCCGUCUCCGCUCCGGAGAUUGCACCCUAUCUACCAGUCUUUUACAGGCUCCUGCAGCAGGAAGUAGGCGAUCAUGAAUGGGUGAAACCCAGGGGCUCCGAGAGUGAGCUAGAGGCUGCCUGGGCUGAGUUCUGGGAUGCGCUCGAUUGGGUUCGCCUCCAGAUGGAAAAGCCUUGGGGAACCAGUUUCAGAGCAGCUUUCGGCAAGCUCCUGCCGUUAAGGGAAAGGCUCGCACUCCCUGGCAUGGCCGCUUCGGCCCGAUUCGUUGGAGGAGAUGCCACGCUAACCAGGCUCGGAAGCACUGAUUGGAAGGAUAGAUGCUACCACAUGGCGGACAGCAGCAGAUACGUCAGGGCCGUGAACGAAGUCGUAGGGGGCGGAGAUCACUUGGAGAUCAUCGGAGUGAUGGAGCUUCUGACGUUCAUUGUCCUGGCAGCGGCGCGGAAGGAAACCUGGCAGGGGCAACUGAUCCUUUAUGUGACUGACAACAUGAAUGUCAAAGGAAGGUUACGUACCAGGCGCGCUUCAAACAGAUACGUGAGGGCGCUCUUGCUGCUGCUCCAGCGGCUCGAAGCGGAGAAUAGCUUCACUGUCGAUGGAGCGUACGUCCGUCCCUACCACAAUACUCUCAACGACUGGCUGACAAGGGAGGAUGAAGACAAGGUCCAUGCGGAAAUGGAAAGCAGUGGCUGGACCCGCCUCGAGCUCAAUGAGGACUGGGAAGGACUCCUGCGAGAAGCCAUGCGCCCCACGUUGAAGCUACCAGGGGAGAAGGGCCCGAGUGCAGCUUUAGCCAUUCAGCUGGCCAACGAACAGCAAACCGUGCAUGCCUUCCCCGCCAAGAUCGAGCCAAAGCCAUUCAAAGGGGGAACGGCCGACGAAAAGGAGAGAGUUCAAGCAUGGCGAGCUGCACAAGUCAACGAGUGUCAGAUGUUACCUCUGCGAUCCGCAGAGGAGUCAGGCUCACAGGUGAGCGUCUCAAGAUCCCAGGAGGCACCCUGUUGGAAGGUGGGACGGCCGGGUCUGGUCCGUCCUCUCCUCCCAGAAGAGGUGUGGGAAAUGCAAGGGGGCCUCGCAGAGGAUUGGCGUUCCGCCGACUCGAAGAGAAAGGUGAACCACUUUGGGUUUGACGAGUCUGAAGUCGACUAUGGUGAUGACGAUGAUCGAACCCCUGAGGACAAGCCAGAAGAUGAGGAGCUGCUCGAGAAGACCAAGACGAAAGUGGAAGCUUUCCUGCGAGCACCCCCAGAGAUGAGGAAGACGCUUCGCUCCCAAGCAUGGAAGCGGUGCAAGAGCAAACUGGAGGAGCUCAACUUUGAGUUCAGCACUCGUCCACUGCCCGAAAUGCACCCAGGCAAAUUCGAGAAGGAUCUCAAGGAUGGCUUCACCUAUGCGGAGGCCAAACAACGCCAAAAGGGCCGGCAACGGGCCGCCCGACAUCAGCGAGCCUUGGCUGAAAUGGAGGGUGCCUCCUUUGAGGAUUUCCCGAAAUCCUGGUCACAUGGGUAUUCCAAGCAAGCCCUGAAGCCGGGUUUCCUCGAAGAGAAGAACAAGGAGCGGGCCCGCCGAAAAGCUACAAAGGCCAACUAUCGAUCCGAUAGAUCACGCAGCACUCCACCACCUCGCCAGUCAGCUGCUCCAGCUGCUGCAUCCAACCAGGCUGAAGCUGAAAGCACGGCCAACUGGGAAGCAGGAAGUCAAUGGCACGACUGGCAAGCGAGACGCAGCAGUGAGUGGCAAUGGCAUCAACCAGAUGUCACACAACGGAGAGAUGCAAAUGCCGCAGACGAUGACGACUGGGGCAACUGGACCAGAGAUGGGCAACGAGGCAGCAACCAAGAUGGCUGGUCCAGCUAUGACUAUAUGGAAACCAUCAGGAUCGACAGUGGAACCAGUGAGACUUUGCCGUGGCAAUUCUGCAUUCAUCCGUGUUCCAUGGAGGCUUCAACGUACUGUGCAGCUUCUGCAGCAAAGCCGAAAGCCAAAUCUGAAUUGUUGACGAUUUUUUGGCUCAAACAUUUGCUGCUCGGAUAG
Molecule: messenger RNA, 8577 nt
Organism: Cladocopium goreaui
Lineage: Eukaryota; Dinophyceae; Suessiales; Symbiodiniaceae
Source: the annotation of a GenBank genome assembly